Molecule: messenger RNA, 411 nt
Organism: Anisakis simplex (herring worm)
Lineage: Eukaryota; Metazoa; Nematoda; Chromadorea; Rhabditida; Anisakidae
Source: the annotation of a GenBank genome assembly
AUGACAGAUGUUGAUGAGGAAAAUCCGCCACUGGAACGAAAAUUCUUCUUCGGGGUAAGUCUGUUGAUACGAAAAAGUUCAUUUCAGUUAUUCAAAAACCCAGAUCCAGGAUUUUCAACGACCGUCAUUUCGGUGACAACAAAUUUCAUUCUAUCGAAUAUGUUCGUUUUUGGGAUUACGGGCAAUUGGCGUGCUGCACUUCUGUCAGGAAUGUUAACAAUCCCAGUCUCAUCGUAUUCAUGCAUCAAAGAUGCAGCAGAUGACUUCGAACGAUGGAAAGAAACGAAAGCGUUGCGCCUUCGAGGUGUACCUGAGCGUUUCAUACCGCACAGAUCCAAAUUUGAUUGGACUGACUAUGAAGCGUAUAUGAUUGACAGUAACACUGGCAAUCGAGCGUCUUCUCGCUCUUAG